UAAAUUCCAGUGUAAGUGGGUGGUCAUUAUGUGACGUCAUAUCCCUUACGGCAAGCUGUAGUACUCAGCUGUCGCUGUCAUUAUCCUGCUUCAACUUUUUUUAUGUUUAAUAUAUGACUUCAUUGAUAUUUGGAGUUAUUUUCUGAGGUAAUUGUACUUGGUGCUUAUGCGGGACCCGUAACGUGCAAUGUGGAUCUCUCGAUGGUGAUUUUUUUCUUCUUAGAUUAUGAAUGUGUUUGGAAAGCAACACUAGAUUGUGCUGUUUCAAGACAAGAUGUCUGGAUCUUUGCAAACGUUUAAUACAUCUCCAGUGAAGAGUGAUGGCUUUCCACAAAAAAGAUGUCCUGUUUGCAGGAAUAGUUACUGUAAUCCUAAAAUACUGCCCUGCCUUCACACACUGUGUUCAGGUUGCAUACAGGCAUUGGAGACUUUUGCUGUAACUGAUCCUCGAGGGGACCUGGAAUCUGGCUCUGAGGGGUCGUGGCACGAAGACCUUCCUGUAGUUAGUAUUUUGUGUCCAGUGUGUGAUUCUCAGGUAGAACUGCCCCCAGGUGGAGUGGUGGCUUUGAGCAGUGAUUAUAUGGCACAGAAUGAAGUUUUCCUGGAGAGUCUUCAUACUGAGGAUAAACAUUUGGUUUGUGAUUUGUGCAGUGAAGAUAAUGCAGAAAAGUGGUGCAACAUGUGCAGCGUUAAGCUGUGUGAAUUCUGUGUCAAAGCUCACAGGAAGCAAACCAAGACAAUGUCCCAUAAUGUGGUGCCCUUGCGUGAUAUCAAAGGUUCUAUCAGGGUAACUAAACCUAUCUUGUGUUCAUUUCACCCUUCUGAAGAGCUGAAGCUUUUCUGUGAAACAUGCGACCAUCCAGUCUGCCGAGACUGUGUUGUCACUGAGCAUCGUGAUCAUGCUUUUGACUUCACUAGCAGAAUAAUUAAUAAACAUGGAGAUUACGUACGAGAACUUCUUAAAUGCACACAGUUACACAUUGGAGCACUAGAGGGAGCCAUAGAAGGAAUUGACAAUACUAGUAAGGCAGUGCAGGAACGUGUGGAGGUGGUGGGAGAAGAAAUCAAAACAUUUGCACAGAAUUACAUGCGAGCAAUUGAAAAGCACAGAGACAGACUGCUAAAGCAGCUGAGUGACUUGAAAGUACAGAAAGAAAAUGCGUUGUAUUUGCAGAAGCUUCAAUUAGAGCAGCUUCUUUCUGACAUGAGAACUGGACUGACUUUUACAGAACAUCUCUUGACAAAUGGCUCAGACCUGGAGAUCCUGCUGACCAAGGGAGUGACAGUUAGUCGACUAAAGAGACUGAAUGAAACCGAAUACAAUAUUCACCCAAAAGCGGAUAGUGGAAUUCGUUUUACACCACAAGAGAAGGCUGGUCGCUGUGAUGGUUUUGAUAUUUAUGGGGCCAUUGUAUCCACAGAAGCUGACCCAUCAAAGUGCAGUAUUCAAGGAAAAGGGCUCUGCACUGCUCAUCUGGGACAGACUAGUGAGUUUGUCUUAUUAUGCAAGGAUGUGAGUGGUGAGAAGAUGGGCAGAGGAGGGGAGCAUGUCCAGGUCAGCAUCGUUCACAAAGAGAAGAAAGACUGUAUUCUGAAACCAUCAGUCCAAGAUAGUAAUGAUGGAACGUACCUAGUAUCAUUUAUCCCUCAAGAACCGGGAUGCUAUUCUGUUUGGGUGUGCAUUAAGGGACAGCAUAUACAGGGCUCACCUUUCCCUCUGAUGGUGAAGAGCAAGUUGCGUAAACAUCGUGGAGUAUUUCAUUGCUGCACAUUUUGCUCUAGUGGAGGAAAAAAGAAUGUGAUUUGUGGCUGUGGAGGUACAAUGCCAGGUGGAUACCAGGGCUGUGGUCAUGGACACAAGGGACAUCCUGGGCGCCAUCAUUGGUCCUGCUGUGGAAACCUACUGGAAAACUCUGAGUGUUCAGAAUUUGUUGGAAAGAGUGCAGGCAAAAUUCUAAGGACUGUGGCAUUGUGAUUUAGAAGAUUUCCCAAAAGGGAAAAAAUAUUCUGUGAAACAUGGUGAGCAGCAAGAUUCUUCACUGCCACUUAACUGUCUGAGUUUUAUGUGCCUUCUUUGUACUGAAAACAAAACUUAUAAAAACAACUUCCAAAAAGCACUUUGAA
Messenger RNA from Protopterus annectens (West African lungfish), 2124 nucleotides. RefSeq names its product tripartite motif containing 45 (gene TRIM45). Gene Ontology annotation, cellular component: nucleoplasm; chromatin. Bases 275 to 1975 code for a protein of 566 amino acids. The transcript has 8 exons. Lineage: Eukaryota; Metazoa; Chordata; Ceratodontiformes; Protopteridae. Gene Ontology annotation, biological process: positive regulation of DNA-templated transcription. The record is from RefSeq and is a predicted model, not a curated record. Gene Ontology annotation, molecular function: ubiquitin-protein transferase activity; zinc ion binding; protein binding.